Messenger RNA from Encephalitozoon cuniculi GB-M1, 1161 nucleotides. RefSeq lists its product as uncharacterized. The coding region runs from base 1 to 1161 and encodes 386 amino acids. The transcript has a single exon. NCBI's taxonomy places the organism in Eukaryota, Fungi, Microsporidia, Unikaryonidae. Gene Ontology annotation, molecular function: protein binding. The record is from RefSeq and is marked provisional.
AUGUUUCAGCCAGGCAUUGAGGCAUAUUUGGAUGCCAUAAAGCAGCAGUACAACACGAUUGCGGCCGAGAACAGGUCUCUUCGCCAGGAAAACAUCCGGCUUGUGGAGGCGAACAGCCAGUAUGCCCGAAAGAUCCAGUACUACACAAGUAUCCUGGGCCGGCAGAAGCGCAUGGCUGUAGAUUCUGGUUCCUCCUUUGUAAGGACCCCGAAAUGCCUGAAAAGAGGGAGUGACUGGUAUACUGACGGAGACAUGCUGUGUAUGCUGAGUGUCAGGGAUAAGAUAGUGAUGCCUGGGAGGAUAACAAAUGCAGUUGUAAGCAGCUGUGGCAAGUUUGUGGCGUUUGGGUGCGGCUACAGGGUGUUUGCUGUAAUAGAGAGGACGAUCUGGUUCCUGAAUUCAUCGUCGGAGAGAAUGGAGAGAUACGAAGAGGGGAUGUUUGAGGGAGAGACUCAAGAGUACAGAAUAUGCCCCAUGGACUUCACACCCGACUCUCUUCACCUGUAUGCAGCAGAUGGAAAGGGGGCCGUGAGGAUAUGGAGCAUGGACAGUAAGGCACAGGAAGGAAUACUGAAGUCUUCAGACCCAAUUGCCCUCAAAAUAGUCAAGAACCUGGUGUUCACGAUUGGGUGGGACAAGACCAUAAGUAUAUAUGACGAGAACGGCCAGGUGAUUACCCUGAACUCUGGAGAGGAGUUUGGAGGGCCCAUGGUCGUAAGCCCUGAUGGAGGCUUUAUAUACGCAGUUGUAAAUAGAAACAAGAUCCUUGUUCUCGAUGUGAAGGCUGAGAUGACAUACCUGACGAACACCAACGAAGACCGGAUUCUGGCAAUGGCGGUAUCUGACGAGCACAUGACGAUAUCUGCCGGGGGAUAUGGGCGGAAUGUUGAUCUUUACAGAAUAAAGGCCGAGAAGCCCUCGUGCAGGCUCCAAGACACCAUUGAGCAGAAAGGCACUGUCUUCUCGCUGGGGUUUGUUGGACGCCAUCUGCUGGUCGGGCAGCCUGACGGCAUUAUGAUCUGGGACCUGGAAGAGAAAAGAAGCAUGAGGGUGCAGACCCACGAGUCGAAUGUAAUUGGGAUAUCCACAUGCAAGGACUGCUUCACCACGGUUGACAACAACGGGGUCCUUCGCGUGUGGAAAUACAGGCCUGUUGAAUAG